Messenger RNA from Ornithorhynchus anatinus (platypus), 1225 nucleotides. Its product is annotated as vomeronasal type-2 receptor 26-like. The transcript has 3 exons. The record is from RefSeq and is a predicted model, not a curated record. Gene Ontology annotation, biological process: G protein-coupled receptor signaling pathway. Gene Ontology annotation, molecular function: G protein-coupled receptor activity. Gene Ontology annotation, cellular component: membrane. Lineage: Eukaryota; Metazoa; Chordata; Mammalia; Monotremata; Ornithorhynchidae. Bases 1 to 1224 code for a protein of 407 amino acids.
AUGGUUUCUCAGACACAUGUUUCUGGAUCCAAUAAAGAAUUUAAGGUUUUAGAGGUUUUAGGGGGGAAGAAACCUCGCAGCAGUCAGCAAGGGAGACCUUGUUGGGAGGCCUUUGGAUGGGAUGGUCCCAGGAUCAACCAAGCGGGUUUGGGGCUUUGGAGCUCCACCCUCACUGUCAUUGUCCUCUGUCUGGGGAAAGUUCAGGCUCCACAGUCACGGUGCAGCAGGAGCUGUGGACCCGGCUUCAGAAAACGUGCCCAGCAGGGGGAGGCCUUCUGCUGCUAUUUUUGUGUCCAGUGCCCGGAGGGGGAGAUUUCCAAUGAGACAGAUGCGGAACAGUGUGUGAAGUGUCCCGAAGAUCAAUAUCCAAACAUUGCGAGAGAUGGCUGUCUCCACAAAGUGGUGACUUUCCUGUCCCCCAAAGAACCUCUGGGGCUGAUCCUGGUCUGCACGUCUCUCUCCUUCUGUCUUCUCACAGCCCUGAUUUUAGGGGUCUUCAUUAAGUACCGAGACACCCCCAUAGUCCGAGCCAAUAACCGCAAUCUCAGCUACACCCUCCUCAUAUCCCUCAAGCUCUGUUUCCUCUGCGCCCUGAUCUUCAUCGGCCAACCCACCCCAGCCUCCUGCCUCCUCCGACAAACAGCUUUUGGUGUUGUGUUCACCGUGGCCGUCUCCUCUAUCUUGGCCAAAACUGUCAUUGUGGUUCUGGCCUUCAGGGCCACAAGCUUGGGGAGCAACAUCAGAGGGUGGGUGGGGACCAGAACCUCGACUUCAAUAGUCCUGUCCUGCUCCCUGGUCCAGGUGCUCAUCUGUGUGAUCUGGCUGGGCACCGCUCCCCCAUUCCCAGAGAUGAACACACACUCUGAGCCUGGACUCAUUAUCAUCGAGUGUAAUGAGGGCUCUGUGACUGCCUUCUACUGUGUCCUGGGCUAUCUGGGCUCUCUAGCCCUGGUGAGCUUCACUGUGGCUUUUCUGGUCAGGAAACUGCCUGACAGCUUCAACGAGGCCAAGUUUAUCACGUUUGGCAUGCUGGUGUUCUGCAGCGUCUGGGCUUCCUUCCUCCCCGCAUACCAGAGCACCAAGGGGAAGGCCACGGUGGCUGCGGAGAUCUUCUCCAUCCUGACCUCCAGUGCCGGGGUUCUUAGCUGCAUCUUCAUCCCCAAGUGCUACGUGAUCCUGGUGCAACCUGACAGGAACACCCGGGAGUGUUUGAAGAGGAAAUGAA